This is a messenger RNA of Candidozyma haemuli, 951 nucleotides long. RefSeq lists its product as uncharacterized. The record is from RefSeq and is a predicted model, not a curated record. NCBI's taxonomy places the organism in Eukaryota, Fungi, Ascomycota, Pichiomycetes, Serinales, Metschnikowiaceae. The transcript has a single exon. Bases 1 to 951 code for a protein of 316 amino acids.
AUGUCAUUGAACGAGGCCUGCGACGAGCUCCUAGAAACAGGAAUCCUCGACCACGAGCAUGGAAUCCCGAGACUAUGGUAUAAGCUGGCGGAAGAGCUUCUGGAUCCACAGGGGCCUCAGUCAAAGUACUACAACCUCAAUAAGGGUCUCUUGGAGAACCUAGAUGGCAUUGUGUACCAGGAUAAGCUCAAACAGCUUCGGGAGUUGCCUAAGGAUGAAAUUGACGCGUUGUACGAGACAAUGGCUCUGCUGGAGCCUUUGCUGCUGUUUAAGAACCAGGAAGAGAUCCUGGCUUUCUUGGAGAAGCAUACCAAAACAUUCAAGACCCAGGCGCUUAUGGGCGACUAUAUUCCUUCGGCGUUGCCUAUAGUGCGUGCUAUUCAUCAUGGGAACGCCAGUUUGGCUGACCUGGAGAUUUCCAUAUUGAACAAUCUCAAGAGACUCUAUUCUCAUUAUAAUGACCAUCCUGCCAAUAUCAAACGGCUUAUCAAGGCAUACAGGGAAGAUUCGACAUUGACAAAGAAAGUGGCUUCGGUUUCGGCGGAAGUGAAUAGCUACAUUUCGACGGUUUUGCUCCCGAAGCUUCAAAGGCUUGAGAAACUUAAUGAUGAGCUCGUGGUGCUCCAGAACACUUAUAAGAAUCAGGUGGAAGCUAGAUCGAGUGCUGCUGAAAAGGCGCCUCUAGAAACAAAGAAACUACGGGCUGAAGUGCUUCAGCUUUCUAAGCGUCUCACAACUACAGCAGUUCUCUGUGACUUCCUACCGAACCUUAUAUUGUGCCAGGCAUCGAACUGGCAUUCAGACAGCCUGCUUCGAACGAUCAUGGAGGAUUGUCAAGACGUAGCAGAAGCCAUUGAAGGGUACAUAUCAUCGCUUCACUACAAGAAUGCUCGAACAUUGAAGGUGGACGAUAUUCUACAAAUCGAUUUCGAACCGCUAACGAUCGUCUAA